Salvelinus namaycush (lake trout) is the source of this 823-nucleotide messenger RNA. Its product is annotated as alpha-crystallin A chain. The record is from RefSeq and is a predicted model, not a curated record. The coding region runs from base 260 to 793 and encodes 177 amino acids. The transcript has 3 exons. Lineage: Eukaryota; Metazoa; Chordata; Actinopteri; Salmoniformes; Salmonidae. Gene Ontology annotation, biological process: lens development in camera-type eye; response to heat; protein refolding. Gene Ontology annotation, molecular function: protein folding chaperone; structural constituent of eye lens.
CCCCUCUUUUCUGCCCCACAGGUAUAUAAAGAGGGGGCGGCUGCAGAGGAGAGGAUAUGCAUCACUUGGGACCCCUACUCCUCUCUACUACUACUGCUGCUUUUGUUUCUCUCCCACGGCAUCUCUAGUCCUCCCUCACGCCUCUCUCUCUCUACUCCUAACAGAACACAGACACUAGCGAGCCGAGCUAAAGCCGAGCAGCAAGAACCUGCCUGUAUCGAGUUUGGGCCCGUCGAGCUAAAACCUAACCUACGCUAGUAUGGAUAUUGCCAUCCAGCACCCCUGGUUCAGACGUGCCAUGGGUUCCAUGUAUCCCGCCCGUCUCUUUGACCAGUUUUUCGGGGAGGGCAUGUUCGACUAUGACCUGUUCCCCUACGCUGCCUCCACCAUCAGCCCCUACUACAGACAGUCGCUGUUCCGCAACUUCCUGGACUCCACCAACUCUGGCAUGUCUGAGGUGAGGUCCGACAGGGACAAGUUCUCGGUCUUCAUGGAUGUGAAGCACUUCUCUCCUGAUGAACUCAACGUAAAGGUGACUGAUGACUACGUGGAGAUCCAGGGCAAGCAUGGAGAGAGACAGGACGACCACGGUUACAUCUCGCGUGAGUUCCACCGCCGCUACCGCCUCCCCUCCAGCGUGGACCAAUCGGCUAUCUCCUGCACACUGUCCACCGACGGCCUCCUGACCCUUUGUGGCCCAAAGGUCACCGGUGGCGGUGGCGACCUCGGCCGGGGCGACCGCAGCAUCCCCGUCACCCGCGACGACAAGACUAACGCUGCCCCCUCCUCUUAAGAAGACGGGCGUGCUGCCAGCCGGGUUGCA